AUGAAAUUAAAAGACGAGAGUAUGGGCGAGGCGCCGCGUGCCGGCCCCUGGGGGCGGCGACGACCACCCGGCGCCUCACUCCCACCAGUCCUGGGCCACGCCCCUUCCAUCCUUGGCCACGCCCCUUCCAGCCUGGCCACGCCCCUUCCAGCCUGGCCACGCCCCUUCCAGCCUGGCCACGCCCCUUCCAGCCUGGCCACGCCCCUUCCAGCCUGGCCACGCCCCUUCCAGCCUUGGCCACGCCCCUUCCAGCCUGACCACGCCCCUUCCAGCCUUGGCCACGCCCCUUCCAGCCUGGCCACGCCCCUUCCAGCCUGGCCACGCCCCUUCCAGCCUGGCCACGCCCCUUCCAACCUUGGCCACGCCCCUUCCAGCCUGACCACGCCCCUUCCAGCCUUGGCCACGCCCCUUCCAGCCUGA
Procambarus clarkii (red swamp crayfish) is the source of this 420-nucleotide messenger RNA. The record is from RefSeq and is a predicted model, not a curated record. NCBI's taxonomy places the organism in Eukaryota, Metazoa, Arthropoda, Malacostraca, Decapoda, Cambaridae.